Messenger RNA from Verticillium alfalfae VaMs.102, 1752 nucleotides. RefSeq lists its product with no specific name. The record is from RefSeq and is a predicted model, not a curated record. Lineage: Eukaryota; Fungi; Ascomycota; Sordariomycetes; Glomerellales; Plectosphaerellaceae. The coding region runs from base 1 to 1752 and encodes 583 amino acids. The transcript has a single exon.
AUGCCAACCCAUGCAACCCCUCUAUUUUCAGUUGAUCUGCAGCAGGUGCAAGGGUUAUCACUGGUAUUGGACUGGCUCAAACUGCAAGGCACGGAAUCCUCGGCGACGCUGGAAGCCGCAAAAGCUCACUUUAAAUCGUGCGGCGCGAUAUCGACAUGGAGGUUCUUGUCGAACAGUUUACCGGAACUGAAACAGCACGACGAGAUGCUUGAAGACGCAUUGGUCGCUGUCGCUAUGUACGAAAAGGUUCGCGGCACGACGAAAAAAACUCCAUGUCAUGGCCUUACGAUGACUGUAAGGAGCGCAUGUCGCCCUUCUGCUGUUGAAGUCGGUCCUAAAACCCUUGGAGGCAAACUUUGGAAACUCCAUCCUGACUACGCUGCGAUAGCAAGCCGAUGGAAUGGACUUCAAGUUGUCGACAUACCCCCUUGCCCAGCCUGGAUUUGGCAUGGGAUGAUGAAGAAGAUCAUUCCCGAUGCUGUCAUGGACGAGGCUGCCUGUCUCCAGAUGCUCAGCAGUGUCGAUUAUGAUAUGGAUCGCCGUCCAGAAUUCAAGUACGCAUUCGAGCACUCUCUCGGAGUUGCAAAGAUGUGCCUUUUAUCUCCUGAGAACGGUAUGCGCGGUCUCGCCCUCGCUGCUCUCCUCAGCUAUGAUAUCCAGCAACUUGUCCGAAUGCAGCACGAACGGUGGAUUAGAGAGCAGCAUGGAGCAUUCAGCUUCGGGGAUAUUGAAAUGAGCCCUGAAGAGUGUAUCCGUCUGGCCGUAGGUGACUGUGGCGGACAAGGACCCUACGGUUAUCAGAACAGCGAGCAAUACCGAUUGGGAAAACCAUCAAUGUUCAUCUCGAUGAUCGUUGCUAACUCGCACGACGUUCUCUACGACAUCUGCUCCCAAAAUCGAGUUUCCAAUAUUUUAUACGCUGAAGUCAAGGGAGGCUCCCUGGACAACUGGCAUACUGUCCUGGCACACUCCGGGAUGGAUUCAAUCGCAGAGAGAAUCAACCUGCUGAAAGAGGGUGAAGUUCCUCUCUAUGGAGACACUGCGGCCCUCGGGACCGGCUGCUGGGCCCCUUUCAACGGACGCUACCGGAGCUUAGAGCGAUACAUCAAGUACUCGAAGUUGCUGAAACGGUCGCAGCAUCCAGAUGCCGGCAAGAUCAUGGCCUUUUCUCGCCAGCAACGGGUCUACCAAGAAUACAACAUAACUCACAGCGACCUUGUUGUAUAUUGGAAGCUCUCCAUUGAUAGCGACGGAAUUCGACAAACAAAGUCACGCACUCAACAUACCUACAAAGUCGUGAUGGAUAAGCGCCUUUUGUCCGGGGACUCGGUCUUGAGGGGCUUGGACAUCUGCGGAAACUGCCACGACCUCCUUGCCGAUAAGAUCUUAAACACACAGUACAGCGUCACUUCGGCAAUCGAAAUCAGCCCGUCGGUUGCAAAUGCUUCAUCUGUACAAUGGGCAUCGCUCCUCGUUCAAGUGGCAAACUGGUGUAUUGAGUCGCAAGUCUGUUCAUCUUGCGCGGCAUUGAUUGGCGAUAGGCUGGAUGAGAUCGCGUUUCACGUUCUCGUCGAGUUGAUGAAGAACGAGCCCAAGACUUCUGCCAAGGACUUUUUGGUCGAGCAGUACACUGUCUGGUGCAGUACCACAGCCCCCAUUUCUAUCGCUUCGAUUCUCUCAGGAUUUGAUUUGAGAGCUCAGAUUGUAAUGGAUCAAGGCGCAAUGGGAGAUAGAGAUACUGUUGAUUGCUAG